AUGGCUGUCACUGGGGAAGUUGUGAAGGAACUGCAGAGUGAGAUCACCUGUAGCAUCUGCAGGAGCUACUUCUGUGAGCCUGCCACUAUCGGGUGUGGGCACAGUUUUUGUCAAGCUUGUCUCUCCUCCAGCUGGAGAGUUGGAGCCCCAGUUUUCUCCUGUCCUGAAUGCAGGCAAGUUUCCCAGGGCAGAGAGAUCCCAUUAGUGAACAGGCGCCUAGCAGAGUUGACUCGGCUGACCAAAGAGCUCAGCUCCAAGCUUAUGCAGAGCACUGAAGGACAGAGCCAGUGUGUCACUCACAAGAAACCCUUCAAGCUCUUCUGUGAGGAGGACCAGACCGCACUGUGUGUGACAUGUUGUGAAACUCCAGAGCAUGGGGCUCACAACAUCUCCCCCUUACAAGAGGCUGCUCACAAAUACAGGAGGGAGCUCCAGAACAUUCAGAGUCAUGUGGGGAAACAUUUGAAGGAAGAUGAGGAACUUCUUGUUCAGGAGGAGAAACAUGCUAUGCACUGGUACUGGAUGAUCAUAGAACAAUACUGCCAAACCCACUUCUUCUUGAUGGAGAAAGAAUCUCAAUUUCUUGAAAGCCUGAAGGAAGAGGAGAAGGCCAGCCAGAACAGAGUAUCCCAGCAUAUGCAAAGGCUACAGGAUCUCAUACAAGAGCUGAAGGAAGCAGGACACCAAGCCAAUCUGGAUCUGCUGCAGGAUGCCAACCAACUGUUGGAGAGGAGCAAGGCUCUGUUGGCCCAAAGGGUCAAGCCUGUCACCCCAGAACUGAGAGAAUAUCCCAUCCCUGGCCUGAUCGAGAUGCUCAACAGAUUCAGAGUGGACCUGACUUUGGAUCCUAGAUCAGCCACUUCCUAUGUGAUCAUUUCUGAGAAUCUCAAGAGUGCCAAGGCUGGAGCAGGCUGGCAGUUGGAAAGGAAGAGUCCUAAAGAUUAUGCUCAUCGUUAUGUCUUUGCUGAGCAGGCCUUCAGCUCAGGCAAGAAGUACUGGGAGGUGGAUGUGACUCAACUUCCUCAAUGGAUCCUGGGGAUCUAUACCCGCUAUUUGAGGAGGAAAAGGGUCAGGAAUGAGGACUCCUGUGCUUCUGUAUUCCUACUUCAGUGUGUCAAGAAAAAAGAAUAUUACUAUUUACAAACAUAUCCUGGGGCAUUGGACAAUCAGAUGAAAGGCCCUCUACCUCGGGUUGGGGUGUAUUUGGAAUAUUCCUCUGGCACUCUGGGCUUUUAUAAUGUUCUACAGAGUUCUGUUAUUUAUAAAUUUCACUCUAUUCCCUUCACAGCCCCUGUCAAGCCCAUCUUUUCCCCCGGCCCCCCACUUCCAGGAACAAAACCUGGUCCCAUGACGGUCUGUCCAGUGGACUCUCAUUUUUGUGCUUGCUGCCAUUUCUCUCAAUGA
Messenger RNA from Sarcophilus harrisii (Tasmanian devil), 1404 nucleotides. Its product is annotated as tripartite motif-containing protein 43-like. The record is from RefSeq and is a predicted model, not a curated record. Gene Ontology annotation, molecular function: protein binding; zinc ion binding. The transcript has a single exon. The coding region runs from base 1 to 1404 and encodes 467 amino acids. NCBI's taxonomy places the organism in Eukaryota, Metazoa, Chordata, Mammalia, Dasyuromorphia, Dasyuridae.